GGUCGUGUAGUGGAAUAAAACUUGUGGCGGUGAUAAGAGCUUUAUCCUACAGAAAAGCCCACCAUUGUGAAACCCAUUUCUAUAAAUUCUCGUUUCCUCCUCCAACUAUCUACUCCAUUAAAGUUCCUCCCUAUUACUUUUAUCAACAAAUUUAAAUCUGAAAAUCAACUUAUUUCUCCUACCCAAACCAAUACAAUGGAUUCAGAAUGUAAGGAAGUGGCUCAGGUCGCAGUGGUGAUGGUGCCUCUUCCGGCACAAGGCCAUCUCAACCAGCUCCUUCACCUCUCCCGCCACGUCUCCUCCUACAACAUCCCCGUCCAUUUCGUCGGCACCACCAUGCACAACCGCCAAGCAAAGGCUAGAGUCCAGGGUUGGGACCUUUCAGCCACCACCAAUAUUCAUUUCCAUGAUUUUCCAACACCUCCAUUUCACAGCCCUCCCCCUGACCCCAAUGCCACCUAUAAAUUUCCCUCACAAAUCAUUCCGGCAUUUCACGCGUCAAUGCAUCUGCGCGUGCCUGUUUACGCUUUUGUAAACGAACUUACGAGCACAGCCAGAAGAAUUGCUGUCAUUUAUGAUUCUAUGAUGGCUUAUGUUGUUCAGGACAUACAUUCUAUUACGAAUGUUGAAAGCUAUUGUUUUAAUAGUAUAUCGGCGUUCUGUAUAUACGCAUAUUACUGGGAAGCUACUGGAAAAUCUGCUGUAAGUACUGAAGCAGAAAUUUUGAAAGAACUUCCUUCCCCGGAAGGUUGCGUUCCACCAGAGGUUUCAAAAUUUACAAAAUUGCAAGUAGAGGCGAAGAUAUCCAGCUCCGGAGAUCUUUAUAAUUCGAACAGAUUAAUAGAGGAGUUGUAUCUUGAUUUACUUGCAAAAGAGAAGACGACAGGAACAGAUAAAGUAUGGGCUGUAGGACCAUUUAAUCCAGUGGUGAUACCUGAAAAAAGGGACUUAAACAGCCAUAAAAACUGCUUAGAAUGGCUUGACAAACAACCUCAGAAUUCAGUGAUAUUUGUUUCAUUCGGCUCAAGUUCUACGUUUUCCAAUGAACAAAUCAAAGAGCUCGCGCUCGGGUUAGAACAGAGUGAACAAAAAUUCAUAUGGGUAUUGAGAGAUGCGGAUAAAGGGGAUAUCUCCGACGGUGAAGUUAGGAGAGUUCCAUUGCCUGAAGGGUUUGAAAAGAGAGUGGAAGGAAGAGGACUGGUUGUGAGAGACUGGGCACCACAGUUGAAAAUUCUGGGUCACCCGUUCACCGGUGGCUUCAUCAGUCAUUGCGGAUGGAAUUCAUGUAUAGAGAGCAUAAGCAUGGGAGUUCCAAUAGCAGCUUGGCCGGUGCAUUCAGAUCAGCCUAGAAACGCCGUGCUAAUAACCAAAGUACUGAAAAUCGGUCUGGAAGUACGGGAUUGGGCACAUAGCGAAGAAUUGGUGUCACCAGCUGUGGUAGAGAAGGCUGUAAGAAGAUUGAUGGAUUCAGCAGAAGGAGAAGAGAUACGAAAAAGGGCAGCAGAAUUAGGAGAUGCAGUAAAGCAGUCAGUGAUGGAUGGUGGUGGUACACGCAAGGAGAUGGAUUCCUUUAUUGCUCAUAUUACUAGACAAAUUUCUCCAUCUCAAAUCUAGAGAUCUUUUGUUAUCCUUAUCGCUAGUACUUUAAUCUGUUAUUUUCAAGAAUAAUAAGUUAUUUGAGAAUUUUGCUUUUCGUUCUAAGUGUUUAUUCACAAGAUUAUGUGAUCUAUACAUCCUAACUUUGUUCCUCAGUAGCAAGUUAUUAAAUACAAAAUAGCAACUUUUCAA
Molecule: messenger RNA, 1788 nt
Organism: Olea europaea var. sylvestris
Lineage: Eukaryota; Viridiplantae; Streptophyta; Magnoliopsida; Lamiales; Oleaceae
Product: zeatin O-glucosyltransferase-like
Exons: 1
Coding region: 196-1614 (472 amino acids)
Molecular function (GO): UDP-glycosyltransferase activity
Source: RefSeq, a predicted model, not a curated record